Suricata suricatta (meerkat) is the source of this 1910-nucleotide messenger RNA. RefSeq names its product tubulin beta 4A class IVa (gene TUBB4A). The record is from RefSeq and is a predicted model, not a curated record. The transcript is spliced from 4 exons. Gene Ontology annotation, cellular component: cytoplasm; microtubule. Gene Ontology annotation, biological process: microtubule cytoskeleton organization; mitotic cell cycle. Gene Ontology annotation, molecular function: structural constituent of cytoskeleton; GTP binding; GTPase activity. Lineage: Eukaryota; Metazoa; Chordata; Mammalia; Carnivora; Herpestidae. The coding region runs from base 113 to 1447 and encodes 444 amino acids.
GCAGGGACCUUGCGUCGCCGCCGCCGCCGCCGCAGCGUCCACCUCCCGUCCCGCUGCCGCAGCUCCCAGCAUCAGCGCCGCCGCCGCCGCGUCCGCCACCAGCACCACCGCCAUGCGGGAAAUCGUGCACCUGCAGGCCGGCCAGUGCGGCAACCAGAUCGGGGCCAAGUUCUGGGAGGUGAUCAGUGAUGAACACGGCAUCGACCCCACUGGCACAUAUCAUGGAGACAGUGAUCUGCAGCUGGAGAGAAUCAACGUGUACUACAAUGAGGCCACAGGAGGAAAUUAUGUUCCCAGAGCCGUGCUGGUGGACCUGGAGCCGGGCACCAUGGAUUCUGUCCGCUCUGGCCCCUUCGGCCAGAUCUUUCGCCCCGACAACUUUGUUUUUGGCCAGUCGGGAGCCGGCAACAACUGGGCCAAGGGCCACUACACGGAGGGCGCCGAGCUGGUGGACGCCGUGCUGGACGUGGUCCGGAAGGAGGCCGAGAGCUGCGACUGCCUGCAGGGCUUCCAGCUGACCCACUCGCUGGGCGGCGGCACGGGCUCGGGCAUGGGCACGCUGCUCAUCAGCAAGAUCCGCGAGGAGUUCCCGGACCGCAUCAUGAACACCUUCAGCGUGGUGCCCUCGCCCAAGGUGUCGGACACGGUGGUGGAGCCCUACAACGCCACCCUGUCGGUGCACCAGCUGGUGGAGAACACGGACGAGACGUACUGCAUCGACAACGAGGCGCUGUACGACAUCUGCUUCCGCACGCUCAAGCUGACCACGCCCACCUACGGCGACCUCAACCACCUGGUGUCGGCCACCAUGAGCGGCGUCACCACCUGCCUGCGCUUCCCGGGCCAGCUGAACGCCGACCUGCGCAAGCUGGCCGUGAACAUGGUGCCCUUCCCGCGCCUGCACUUCUUCAUGCCCGGCUUCGCGCCGCUCACCAGCCGGGGCAGCCAGCAGUACCGCGCGCUCACGGUGCCCGAGCUCACGCAGCAGAUGUUCGACGCCAAGAACAUGAUGGCCGCGUGCGACCCGCGCCACGGCCGCUACCUGACGGUGGCCGCCGUCUUCCGCGGCCGCAUGUCCAUGAAGGAGGUGGACGAGCAGAUGCUGAGCGUGCAGAGCAAGAACAGCAGCUACUUCGUCGAGUGGAUCCCCAACAACGUGAAGACGGCCGUGUGCGACAUCCCGCCGCGCGGCCUCAAGAUGGCCGCCACCUUCAUCGGCAACAGCACGGCCAUCCAGGAGCUGUUCAAGCGCAUCUCGGAGCAGUUCACGGCCAUGUUCCGGCGCAAGGCCUUCUUGCACUGGUACACGGGCGAGGGCAUGGACGAGAUGGAGUUCACCGAGGCCGAGAGCAACAUGAACGACCUGGUGUCCGAGUACCAGCAGUACCAGGACGCCACGGCCGAAGAGGGCGAGUUCGAGGAGGAGGCGGAGGAGGAGGUGGCCUAGGCGCCGCCCCCACCUCCGCAACCCGGAACCUCGUGCUUCCCGGCUGACCUUUGACCCGCGGGCCCCAGGUGCAUCCGACGCCCGCCCCCCAGCUCGUCUAACGCAGACGCACGCACCCCCCUCGUGAGCCCCACCCUUGAACUCCGGGAGCCUUCCUUGACCCCGACCUCUCCUUCACCUUAGACCUCCCCCACGAACCCCACUGGGCCCCCAAUUUCCUCUCGAUCCCUCCUGCCAAGCCUCCCCUCACCUGUCCCCUCGGACUCCCUCAUCUCUAGCUGCCAGCCCCCACCCCUCGCCCUCCCCUCAGCUCUUGCCAACCUUGGUUUUCCGGGAGGGGGGGUGGGCUGCUGCUGCAGGAGAAAGAAGCCCUGGAGCAUGUGAGCAAAGGCGCUGCGCCCUCAAGCCUCCCCGGCCUCCUCCCUUCUGCUUCCCCGGCAAUAAAUAAACUGGUGACCUGCCA